Molecule: messenger RNA, 501 nt
Organism: Saimiri boliviensis boliviensis (Bolivian squirrel monkey)
Lineage: Eukaryota; Metazoa; Chordata; Mammalia; Primates; Cebidae
Source: RefSeq, a predicted model, not a curated record
GCCUCUCCCUCUCAUCAGCACUGUUGAAAGAAGAAAAAAUGUCGGUGUCAUCUCCUGAAAUCAAAUGUGAGACUUCCAAAGUCACCAGAAGUUCCUUUGGCAGUUGUUUUAUUUUUGACAGUAGUUGGAGGAAAGCAGUUUUAGAAACACAAAAGAUUAGGAAAGAAUAUGCCACAGCAUUUGGUAGAGGAGACCUCAAAGAAUGUAUCAAAAUGCCUUAUUUACCAGGACUGCAAAGUUGCCAAAAAAGUGUAAGUUCGACUUCACUAGAGGUUCCGAAGAGACUGCCACGUGCUGAUGCCAAGGUGUCUGCAGUCAGGUUCUGGCUUCAGUGAUCCUCUCACUGGAGCAUCAGCCCAAUACUUAGAGAGACUUUCCAAAAUGGCCAUAUUGGAAUAUAAUACCAUUUGUCAGGAAACAACCAGGAAAUCAAAAAAAGGCAGGAAGCGAGAGCUCCGAGACUGCUGACAAAUGUCACACAGUGUUAUGCUUUCUUCAGUG